AUGAAAUCGGCUAAGGCGGUCAAUACACCGUUGCCCAAUCACUUCAAACUCAGCAAACAAAGUUGUCCUACGAGUCAAGAAGAAAAAGAAGCUAUGGUGGAUGUUCCAUACUCCUCGGCAGUCGGGAGUUUGAUGUAUGCCAUGGUGUGUACUAGACCGGAUAUCGCUCACGCGGUUGGAAUUGUUAGCAGGUAUCUUUUCAAUCCUGGGAAGGAUCAUUGGGAAGCUGUAAAGUGGAUCUUGAAGUACCUAAAAGGAAGUGCAAAUAAGUCCUUGAGCUUCGGCAAAGGAAACCCAUUUCUUGAAGGCUAUACAGAUGCGGAUAUGGCAGGUGACCUGGAUAGUAGAAAAUCUAUUUCAGGGUUUGUGUUUACAUUAGCAGGGGGAGCUGUAUCUUGGCAAUCUAAAUUGCAGAAAUUUGUUGCCUUGUCAACUACUGAAGCAGAGUAUAUUGCAAUGACAGAAGCAGACAAAGAAAUGCUUUGGUUGAAGAGGUUUCUUCAACAAUUGGGAAUGAAGCAAGAAUGGUACGAUAUCCACUGUGGUAGUCAGAGCGCACUGGAUUUAAGUAAGAAUGCGAUGUACCACUCUCGCACGAAGCACAUUGAUGUAAGAUAUCAUUGGCUACGUCAAGCAGUGGAAGAACAACAGUUCAAGUUAGAAAAGAUUCACACUGACGAAAAUCUUGCUGACAUGAUGACAAAAGUUGUAACAGGAGGAAAGCUUCGGCUUUGUGCCGAGUUGAUCGACAUGGAAUGCAUGUGA
This is a messenger RNA of Striga hermonthica, 765 nucleotides long. The record is from the annotation of a GenBank genome assembly. NCBI's taxonomy places the organism in Eukaryota, Viridiplantae, Streptophyta, Magnoliopsida, Lamiales, Orobanchaceae.